Colletotrichum graminicola M1.001 is the source of this 2559-nucleotide messenger RNA. Its product is annotated as glycosyl hydrolase family 92. NCBI's taxonomy places the organism in Eukaryota, Fungi, Ascomycota, Sordariomycetes, Glomerellales, Glomerellaceae. Gene Ontology annotation, biological process: glycoprotein catabolic process; carbohydrate metabolic process; protein quality control for misfolded or incompletely synthesized proteins. Bases 1 to 2559 code for a protein of 852 amino acids. The transcript has 2 exons. The record is from RefSeq and is a predicted model, not a curated record. Gene Ontology annotation, cellular component: cytosol; nucleus. Gene Ontology annotation, molecular function: peptide-N4-(N-acetyl-beta-glucosaminyl)asparagine amidase activity; carbohydrate binding.
AUGUGGGAAGAGCUGUGGUCGAUUCACGGCCUUCUGGCUGUCUUCCGUUGGUUUCUCAUGCCAGGAACCCAUCUCCCAUCACUUCAACAUGCAGCCUCUGAAGCUGUGCAUGCCGCCUCCAACUGGGUCUCCAGCUCCGCCAUUUCCGACUUGACGAACUCGGCUUCAGUCGUUGCGGAGGAAGAUUUUGAUGCCUUGCGAUACGUUGAUCCUCUUAUCGGCUCAGACAAUGGGGGCAACGUGUUCGCCGGCGCAACAUUGCCUUACGGAAUGGCCAAAGCCUCUCCCGAUACCAACAGCGCCUCCAACCAAGGCGGUUUUACUUUGGAUGGGAGUCCGGUCACCGGCUUCUCAACGAUGCACGACUCCGGUACUGGCUCGCAACCUUCGCUAGGCAAUUUCCCGUUGUUUGCAUAUACGACUUGUCCUAGCGGAGAGGUCAACGAGUGUGCUUUUCCGAAAAAGUCGAGGGCAGAAUACGGACAUUUUGACAAGAAAGAUGUAAUCGCGGAACCGGGGUUGUUCAACAUCACAUUGAAAACUGGCAUCAGAGUCGAAAUGACAACGACGGAGCGGGCGUCCCUCAUCAGGUUCAACUUUCCACAAGCAGGGAAGCCUCUCAUCCUGCAAGAUCUAACUGACCUGGGCGAUACACGACAAGACAACGCCUCGAUCAGGGUCAACAGAAGGACGGGACAGAUCAGGGGAAAUGCCCGCUUCCAGCCUAGUUUUGGAAGCGGCAGCUACGUCUUGUACUUUUGUACGGACUUCCGCGGCGCCGACAUGCUUGACAGCGGAAUCUUCGUAGACAGCCGUGCCAGCACCGAGGUCAACAACUUGACCAUCUCCAGAUCAAUCAAUGGGUAUCCGUUACCAGGAGGUGCUUUUGUGCGCUUCAAGUCUGCGGAUAAGCCCAUCAUCGCACGCGUCGCCACCAGUUUCAUCAGUGAAAGGCGGGCCUGCUCUCAUGCUCAGAACGAGAUUCCCGACUUCAACUUCGAUCGAGUUUCGGUGGAGGCCAAAGCUAUUUGGCGCAGAAAGCUUAGCCCCAUCAAAAUCAACACCGCGAGAGUUGACGAAUCAUUUGCACGAAACUUCUAUAGUGGCAUCUACAGGACUAUGAUCAACCCGCAGAAUUAUACGGGAGAGAAUCCUUUGUGGAGGAGCAGGGAACCGUACUGGGAUUCAUUUUACUGCCUGUGGGAUUCUUUCCGGUCGCAGAUUCCAUUCCUGAUCAUCAUUGAUCCAACGUCAGUCGCCCAGAUGGUCAGAUCACUUAUCGACACAUAUUCCCACCUGGGGUGGCUGCCGGAUUGCCGAAUGAGUUUGUGCAAAGGCUUCACUCAAGGCGGCUCAAAUGCAGACAACGUACUGGCAGAUGCCUAUUUGAAGAACAUCACCGAGGGUAUUGAUUGGAAUCUGGGCUACGAAGCUGUUCUAAAAGAUGCGGAGCAGGAGCCGUUUGACUGGAGUGUCAAUGGCCGCGGAGGUGUGGACAGUUGGAAGAGGCUUGGAUACAUACCUAUUCAGGAUUUCGACUUCAAGGGUUUCGGAACACUCACGCGAAGUGUUUCCCGAACGCUGGAAUACAGCUACAACGACUUUUGCAUCGCGCAGAUGGCCAACAAAAUGGGACGAGGGUCCGACCGAGAGAAGUAUCUUAAGUCGAGCGGCAACUGGCAAAACCUGUACAAAAAAGACCAGAAAUCUGCAUUUUUCAACGGGACAGACACCGGAUUCAGGGGUUUUUUCGAACCCAAAUACCUCAACCAGACCUGGGCGUACCAGGACCCGUUGAGCUGCAGCAAUCUGGACGGGCAGGCUGUUUGUUCUUUGCAGAACAAUGGGCCUGAAACUUUUGAGAGCAGUCUUUGGGAAUAUGGGUUCUUCGUUCCUCACGAUCAGGGAACGUUAAUUGAUACCUACGGUGGUCCAGAUGCGUUUGUUCGCAGACUCGAUUUUUUGCAUGAUCAGAACAUUACUUACAUCGGCAAUGAACCGGCGUUCCUCACAGUCUUCCAGUAUCAUUACGCCGGCCGCCCGGCUCUUUCGGCGAAGAGAGCCCAUUCCUACAUCCCGUCAUUCUUCUCCGCUGACCCUGCGGGCUUGCCGGGAAACGAUGACAGCGGUGCCAUGGGUUCCUUCUUGGCAUUCUCCAUGAUGGGCCUGUUCCCUAAUCCUGGACAAGAUGUAUACUUGAUCAUUCCGCCGUUCUUCGAAAGCAUUGAGAUUACUCAUCCGCAAACGGGACUCACGGCCCGCGUCCGCAAUGUUAACUUUGACCCGACAUACCGAAAUAUAUAUAUACAGAGCGCAACCUUGAAUGGCGAACCCUAUAGGAAGAGCUGGGUCGAUCAUAAGUUCUUUACCGAAGGCCAAGAACUAGUGCUAACUCUGGGGCGGCGGGAGAGUAAAUGGGGUACAAGAGUCCGGGAUCUGCCCCCGAGUCUUGGAGCGUACCGGGGUUUCAACAGGACGUUUCCUUCGAAUCGCACGAGAAUCGUAGAUGCGACAUAUAAGGGUGAGUUUGGGGAACUAGGAAAGGACUGGGGGGUGUAG